AUGGGGGUGGUGAUGGUGGGUAAAAGCCAGAGCAAGGAGCCAGAGCAAGCGCUUCCUCCCCUAGGCCCCGUGGCAGUGGAUGCCAAAGGCUGUGUCACCAUAGCCAUCCACGCCAAGCCGGGCGCUAAGCACAAUGCCGUGACAGAUUUGACAACCGAAGCUGUGAGUGUAGCUAUUGCAGCACCUCCGUCGGAAGGAGAGGCUAACGCUGAGCUCUGUCGGUAUCUCUCCAAGGUCUUAGAACUCAGGAAGAGUGAUGUGGUUUUAGAUAAGGGCAGUAAAUCUCGUGAAAAAGUGGUGAAGCUUUUGGCCUCCACAACUCCAGAGGAGGUCUUGGAGAAAUUGGAAAAGCAAGUUGAAAAAAAAUAAAAGCCUCCCUAUUCCGAGAUACAACAAUAGUGAAUUUAGGCCAAUUUAUAACCCUACAAUGGCCUUU
Myotis lucifugus (little brown bat) is the source of this 436-nucleotide messenger RNA. It is a transcript of the gene CUNH15orf40, whose product is annotated as chromosome unknown C15orf40 homolog. Bases 1 to 369 code for a protein of 122 amino acids. The record is from RefSeq and is a predicted model, not a curated record. The transcript has 5 exons. Gene Ontology annotation, cellular component: cytoplasm. NCBI's taxonomy places the organism in Eukaryota, Metazoa, Chordata, Mammalia, Chiroptera, Vespertilionidae.